Messenger RNA from Nestor notabilis (Kea), 809 nucleotides. RefSeq names its product transmembrane protein 40 (gene TMEM40). The transcript is spliced from 10 exons. NCBI's taxonomy places the organism in Eukaryota, Metazoa, Chordata, Aves, Psittaciformes, Psittacidae. The annotation marks the transcript as partial. The record is from RefSeq and is a predicted model, not a curated record.
AGCUUUCCAGCGACUACAGAGAAGAGCACACGGUGCAUAAGGAGAAAUACAAACCAGGCAUAGCAAUGGAGAACUUUAAUGUCUUACUCCCAGACCUUACUGAAGAGCAGCAAGACAUCUUCCAGAGGGCUUUUACUGCUGAUGCCAGUUACUUGAAGAAUCAUGAGAAAACGAAUGAGUCCUUCUGGGAAUCACUUGUAAAAUGUUUAGCCACUAUCGACCCACCUGUCCUGAGUACUGAAGAAAAGAACAAUCUCCUCAACGGCUGCAAUGUCCCACCUGCAGGCUGUGCAGCCUGCCUGAGAGCCAUAGAGGAGGAAGGAGUGAGGGCCAUGGCUGUUCUCUACCUCUUGCUGAAGACAAGGAACCCAUCUGGAUACAGGCAGCUGCCCAGCUCUAAGGGAAAGGAUGAAAAACUGAAACUCCUGAAGAGAUUAGAAAGGAAUCUUGUGCAUUCACAAGGGGAUAAAAAGGCUGAAAACUCAUCCCAGGAGUCCACAGAUGAAGACACAAAAGCAUAUGACGAGAACACUCGCCUCCAUCAGCGGACAGUUCGGUGGAUGGGCAUACGGAAGGAUGAUGAAUUCUUUCAUUUUGUAAUUCUUUGCUUUGCAAUUGGAGCUUUACUAAUUUGCUACUACUACUACAAAGAUUGGACUAUUUCUCUUGGAACUGGAUUGGUCACCUUUGCUUCCCUGGAAACCACCGGGAUAUACUUUGGUUUAGUGUACCGAAUUCGGAGCUUACUUAACAGCCUUGUUCCUCUGAUUGACAAGUUCAGGCCUACAGGUAUGAGGAAGGCUGACUAG